Messenger RNA from Quercus lobata, 1373 nucleotides. RefSeq names its product early nodulin-like protein 1. Lineage: Eukaryota; Viridiplantae; Streptophyta; Magnoliopsida; Fagales; Fagaceae. Bases 74 to 616 code for a protein of 180 amino acids. The transcript is spliced from 2 exons. The record is from RefSeq and is a predicted model, not a curated record. Gene Ontology annotation, cellular component: plasma membrane. Gene Ontology annotation, molecular function: electron transfer activity.
UACAGACCACAAAGGCCUCCUUCAAUCCUAUAUCUCUCUCUCUCCCCCUCAAAACAUUAUACUAGUGUCCACCAUGGCUUUACUCAGAGCUCUACUAUCUUCAAUGCUACUUGUAUCUUUCUUCAUCUCCCUCACAGAGGCUAGAGAAUUCUUGGUAGGUGGCAAGACCAAUGCAUGGAAAAUCCCAUCCUCAGAAUCUGAAUCCCUCAACAAAUGGGCUGAAGCCUCACGUUUCCAAGUUGGAGAUUCACUAGUUUGGAACUAUGAUCCUAGCAAAGACUCUCUACUCCAAGUGAGCAAAAAGGACUAUGAUAGCUGCAAUACUUCAAGUCCUAUAGCGGUAUACAAGGAUGGGAACACCAAGGUCAAGCUUGACAGGUCAGGGCCAUUCUAUUUUAUCAGUGGAACACAAGGCAACUGUGAGAAGGGCCUGAAAUUGGUCACUGUGGUGUUGUCUGGGAGGCGUAAAUUCUUCAAUGUUUCUCCAGCACCUUCUCCGGUGGAAUUCGAAGGCCCAGCCAUGGCCCCAACCAGCGAUGGCACAAGCUUGAGGGGCGGUUUUAUGGCAAUUUUUGGAGUUUUGAUAAGGUUGGUGUUGUCGGAGAUGUUGAUGUAGAUUUCUAUUAGUUUCAGUGAUUGGUGGGAUUGGUUUGAUUUUGUAAUAAUUGACUUCCGGGACAUAUUUGUGUUCUCAUAUCUAUUUAUGACAUUCUUUUGAGAAAACAGUAAAUUUAGAUAUGAAUGAUAUUUGUUCUUUACAUACAUGAUAUACUAUGAUCGAACUACAAAUCUACAACACAUACAAUCUUUAAACAUUUUGUCAACUCAUAACGCGAAAAUAUACAUGACAAAACUAGGAAACAACAGAUUAGAAUCAAUUCCUUGCUCCAUCAGGAUAGUAAAGCACAUUAGGAUCAAUUCCUUACUCGAUCAGGAAAGUAAAGUGGUACUAGCAAACAAAAAUUUUCAUUUAUUUCUAUAAACAUGGAUGAAAGAACAAUCUGGAGCAUUAGAAUAAUUUCAUUAAGCCAACUGAUCCGCAGAAAAUUGUCCAUAACAUCACCAACCAAAACGAUCACCCUGCUCAUACAACUUAUUUUUUAACUUUUUGAAAGUGGAAAAGCUGAAAUUUAGAAAAGAAAGAGGUUAGUUUAAAAAGCUGUUUUUUGAAAAGUCAACAACCUUGAUAAAAAAAAUUUUACUCUACCUCUGCACCCAUCAAGACAAAUAGACAGACACGUGCGCGCACAUACACACAAAGGAGACUCACAAUGGACCAAAUAAAAUAACUACAACAUAAAUUGCAGCCGCAAGCGACUGAUUCACCUCCAACAAGUUCAUGGGGUCAUAAGGGAUUACACAGGGAUUCCGCA